Molecule: messenger RNA, 996 nt
Organism: Micromonas commoda
Lineage: Eukaryota; Viridiplantae; Chlorophyta; Mamiellophyceae; Mamiellales; Mamiellaceae
Exons: 1
Coding region: 1-996 (331 amino acids)
Cellular component (GO): cytoplasm; cytosol
Molecular function (GO): diaminopimelate epimerase activity
Source: RefSeq, a predicted model, not a curated record
AUGUCCGCCUCCGCGUCCGCGCUCGUCGCGCCCUCCGCCGUUCGCGGACUCGCUUCCCAUCGCGUCGUUCGCCGCGCGGGCGCCCGCCGCCGCUGCGUCGCCGUCGCCGCGGCCGCCGACGCGGUCAAGUUCUACAAGUAUCAGGGUCUCGGCAACGACUUUGUGCUCGUGGACAACAGGGACAGCUCCGAGAUCAAGCUCUCGUCCGAGCGCUGCGCGCAGCUGUGCGAUCGCAACUUCGGCAUCGGCGCCGACGGCGUCAUCUUCGCGAUGCCCCCCGGCCUGGUGCAGAAGGACGAGGACUACUCCAUGCGCAUGUACAACUCCGACGGCACCGAGCCCGAGAUGUGCGGCAACGGCAUCAGGUGCCUCGCCAACUUCGUGGCCAAGAUGGACGGCGCCGACCCCAAGGCGUACAAGGUCGGUACCCUCGCGGGCCUCAUCCAGCCCGAGGUUCGCGCCGACGGCCAGGUGAGCGUCGAUAUGGGCGAGCCCACGCUCGACCCUCCCAAGGUUCCGUGCACCUUCGAAGCCACCCAGGACGGCGCCGCGGUCCGCGCCAAGAUGGAGGUUGACGGUGAGACCUGGCUCGUCACCGCGGUGAGCAUGGGCAACCCCCACUGCGUCACCUUCGGCAAGGAGGGCGAGUGCGACGAGGAGGGCAUCAAGGUCGAUUCCUUCGCCCUGUCCCACUACGGCCCGAUGUUCGAGAAGCACCCGGCCUUCCCCGCCAAGACCAACACCGAGUUCACCGAGGUUGUGAACAGGAACUACGUCAAGAUGCACGUGUGGGAGCGCGGCGCGGGCGCCACCCUCGCGUGCGGCACCGGCGCGUGCGCCACCGUCGUCGCGGCGGUGCUGGAGGGACGCACGGAGCGAAAGUGCACGGUUGAGCUGCCGGGCGGGCCGCUCGAGAUUGAGUGGCGCGAGAGCGACAACAGGGUCAUCAUGACCGGCCCCGCCGAGCUCGUCUUCGACGGCGUCGUGGCCGUGUGA